AUGCAAUGUAGAUACUUCAAUUUGACGAUUAAGCAUUUCCAUAGACUAUCAUCUUCAGUGCCUAAAGUCUUGAAUAAUCCAUCAACGACAAUAGAUAUAAUUGGUGACGGUAAUUGCUUUUAUAGAGCCUUAUCGUGGUGGGUUACGGGUGAUGAAGAUUCUCAUACAAUAAUUAAGAAAGAGCUGAAAAAGUUAGUAAGAAAUGAUGAUAAGGUAAUUCAAUUUAUUGGUGGUCAAACUCAGAUGGAAGACUAUUUAAUAAACAACCCUAUUGGGAGGAAUGCGAUUUGGGCUACUGAAGUUGAGCUAUUUGCUGCAGCUCUAUUAAUGCUUGAUCAAUCUCCCUGUAUUAUAUAA
This is a messenger RNA of Macrosiphum euphorbiae (potato aphid), 357 nucleotides long. Lineage: Eukaryota; Metazoa; Arthropoda; Insecta; Hemiptera; Aphididae. The record is from the annotation of a GenBank genome assembly.